AUGAAAAGAAAAGGCCAAAAAGGGGAAAAGCCGGCCUCUCGGAUAAAAGUUGAUGCGGCUUAUGUAAUGCAUAAAAAAGAUUCUUCUCCAAUAUCAACAUCAAGAAAAGUCGAGCUCAAGCCUGUGCCUUUUAACAACGCCAACAGCGCGCCAGUCGUCAGGAUGGAGAGCUUCGAAAACAUAUAUCUCGACCUGUCGAAGCAGUCGGGGAAAUGCAGGCUCGCGGAGAGCGGUAUGGGCUGGAAACCAUCUGGCGGCGGCGACACCUUCACCCUCGACAAGAGCAACAUUGGUGCGGCUGAAUGGAGUCGAGCUGCAAAGGGCUACGAGCUGAAGAUAUUCUCACGCACCUGUGGAGUUAUCCAGCUCGACGGGUUCGAACAAGAUGACUUUGACAGAGCCGCCAAGGCGUUCAAGAUCUGGUACGGCGUCAACCUCACGAACAGAGAGCAUGCACUGCGAGGCUGGAACUGGGGGAAAGCCGAGUUUGGGAAAUCAGAGCUCAGCUUCAAUGUCCAGAACCGUCCUGCCUUCGAAGUCCCUUACUCGGAAAUUUCAAACACAAAUUUGGCCGGCAGGAACGAAGUCGCGGUUGAAUUCUUCCUCCCUACAGAUGAUGCGGCCAGCGUCAAGGAACAGCCUGCGGGAAGCACAAAGAACAGGGGGCGCAAGGCCGGCUUGGGCAGAGACGAGCUUGUCGAGAUGAGAUUCUACAUUCCAGGGACAGUGUCGAAGAAGGAAGAAGGAGAAGAGGGAGAAGAUAAUAAGAGCGCCGAUGACGAAGAAGAGGUUGAAGAACAAAAUGCUGCAAACUUGUUCUAUGAAACACUCAUGGACAAGGCAGAGAUUGGCGAUGUUGCCGGUGACACCUUUGCUACAUUCCUCGAUGUGCUGCAUCUUACUCCUAGAGGUCGAUUCGAUAUGGACAUGUAUGAAAGCUCAUUCCGACUCCGGGGCAAGACGUACGACUAUAAGAUCCAAUACCAAUCCAUCAAGAAAUUCUUCUUGCUCCCCAAGAAUGACGACACUCACACUCUCAUCACCCUUGGUUUAGACCCCCCUCUUCGGCAGGGUCAGACAAGAUACCCCUUCCUGGUGAUGCAGUUGAAGCUAGAUGAUGAAAUCAGCAUUGAUCUAAAUAUGACCGACGGUGUCAAAUGUUCUACCAAGGCCAACGAGGGUCUCCUAUUCUGCCUGGAUAAGAGCUUUAUGUUCGUACCAAAGCCAGCCACCUAUAUUCAGAUAGAAAACAUAUCGGUCAUCACAAUGUCUCGAGUUGGUGGCACCGUCUCUGCCAGCCGUACCUUUGAUAUCACCAUGACCCUUAAGGGAGGACAAGGAGAACAUCAAUUUAGCAAUAUUAACCGUGAGGAACAACAACCGUUAGAGGACUUCUUUAAAGCUAAAAACAUCCGAUUCAAGAACGAGAUGGUUGAAGAGGCCUCCACCCUCAUUGCAACUGCACUUGAGAACGACCAAAUGAUGGACUCCAGUGAUGAUGACGCUGAUGUCCAAGAGGACCGUGGCUCUGCUGCUGAAGACUCGGAGUCGCCUGAUGAAGACUUCGUCGGUGACUCUGACUCGGAGGUGGCUGAGGAAUUCGACUCGGAACACGCAAGCAGCAGCGGAGAUAGUGAUGAAGAGAUGGAUGAUGCCGAUAAUGAUGAAGACGAGCGGCCAAAGAAAAAGUCCAAAGUUCAGAAAUAA
Molecule: messenger RNA, 1707 nt
Organism: Microsporum canis CBS 113480
Lineage: Eukaryota; Fungi; Ascomycota; Eurotiomycetes; Onygenales; Arthrodermataceae
Product: FACT complex subunit pob3
Exons: 9
Coding region: 1-1707 (568 amino acids)
Cellular component (GO): FACT complex; nucleus
Molecular function (GO): histone binding; DNA binding; nucleosome binding
Source: RefSeq, a predicted model, not a curated record